GAAAGAAUGGCAGCUUUGAAAGCAGCUUGCUAAGAGUUAGGAACUUAAAUGGAGUUAUAGCCAUGUGCACAGGUGAACUGGAAAAGCAGCUUAAAGGAGAACGCAGCUGCACCUCCCAAAUUGAAGGAGAUGAAGAACCAAGAGUCUACUGUGGGUCAGACACUAGUGCUCAGGUGUGAAGCCAGUUCAGAUUAUCCUGCACUCAGAUUCAAGUGGUUAAAGAAUGGAAAAGAAAUAACCAAAAAAAACAGACCAGAAAAUAUCAAGAUCCCCAAAAAACAAAAGAAGUACUCAGAACUUCACAUUUACAGAGCAACGUUGGAUGAUGCUGGGGAGUACACGUGCAGAGUGAGCAGCAAAUUAGGGAAUGACAGCACCAAAGCCACCAUUAUCAUCACAGACACCAAUGAGCACAUCAGCAAGAUAACAGUUUCAACAGAGGGGACAAAAACUUCCUCACAGACUAUGCCUAGGAUACAAGCUUCAACAGAAGGAACAAACACCUCCUCCUAUCUAUCCCUGUUGUCCUCCAUGGCACCUUCGCUACCUCCACCCACCCUGGAGCCUGAGGGGAAAGAGACAACCACAGCGUCUCAGGCACAAGCCACAGAAACUAAUCUCCAAACAACUCCAAAACUUUCCACUUCUACAUCUACUACGGGGACAAGUCAUCUCACAAAAUGUGACAUAAAACAGAAAGCCUUCUGUGUAAAUGGGGGAGAAUGUUACAUGGUCAAAGACCUUCCCAAUCCCCCAAGAUAUCUGUGCAGGUGCCCAAAUGAAUUUACUGGUGAUCGCUGCCAAAACUACGUAAUGGCCAGCUUCUACAAGCAUCUUGGGAUUGAAUUUAUGGAAGCUGAGGAACUGUACCAGAAAAGGGUGUUGACCAUAACUGGCAUCUGUAUUGCCCUCCUUGUGGUUGGCAUCAUGUGUGUGGUGGCCUACUGCAAAACCAAAAAGCAGCGGAAAAAGUUGCACGACCGUCUUCGGCAAAGCCUGCGCUCAGAACGGAAUAACAUGGUGAACAUGGCAAAUGGACCCCACCAUCCCAACCCACCACCGGAAAAUGUCCAGCUGGUGAAUCAGUAUGUAUCGAAAAAUGUAAUAUCCAGUGAACAUGUAAUUGAGAGAGAAACAGAGACAUCAUUCUCCACGAGUCACUAUACCUCAACAACGCAUCACUCUACAACAGUCACCCAGACACCCAGCCACAGUUGGAGUAAUGGCCACACUGAAAGCAUUAUCUCUGAAAGCCAUUCAGUGCUUGUGAGCUCAUCUGUAGAGAACAGUCGGCAUACAAGCCCAGCAGGACCCAGAGGACGCUUGAACGGAAUAGGAGGUCCACGAGAUUGCAACAGCUUCCUCAGGCAUGCAAGAGAGACUCCCGACUCCUACCGAGACUCCCCUCACAGUGAAAGGUAUGUAUCAGCUAUGACCACCCCAGCUCGCAUGUCACCUGUAGAUUUCCACACUCCGAGCAGUCCAAAGUCCCCGCCUUCAGAAAUGUCUCCACCAGUAUCCAGCUUAACUGUGUCAGUCCCUUCUGUGGCGGUGAGCCCCUUUAUGGAAGAGGAGCGGCCUCUCUUGCUGGUAACUCCACCACGGUUGCGGGAGAAGUAUGACCAUCACAUUCAGCAGUUCAACUCCUUCCACCACAAUCCUGCCCAUGAGAGCAACAGUCUACCCCCUAGUCCUCUGCGGAUAGUAGAGGAUGAGGAAUAUGAGACCACACAGGAGUAUGAGCCAGCACAGGAGCCUCCAAAGAAACUAGUCAACAGCCGGAGGACAAAGAGAACAAAACCCAACGGCCACAUUUCCAACAGAAUGGAAAUGGACACUGACACAAGCUCUGAGAGCACCAGCUCUGAGAGUGAAACAGAAGAUGAAAGAAUAGGCGAGGAUACACCUUUCCUGAGCAUACAGAACCCCCUGGCAACCAGCCUCGAGUCAGCCGCAGCCUACCGACUGGCUGACAACAGGACUAACCCAACCAGUCGGUUCUCUACACAGGAAGAAUUACAAGCAAGGUUGUCCAGUGUAAUAGCUAAUCAAGACCCUAUCGCUGUAUAAAACAUAAACACACACAUAGAUUCACAUGUAAAACUUUAUUUUAUAUAAUGAAGUAUUCCACCUUUAAAUUAAACAAUUUAUUUUAUUUUAGCAAUUCCGCUAAUAGAAAACAGGAGAAUUAAAAAAAAAAAAACUUUUAUAAAUUAAAUAUAUGUAUGUACAAAUGUGUUAUGUGCCAUAUGUAGCAAUUUUUUACAGUAUUUCAAAAUGAGAAAGAUAUCAAUGGUGCCUUUAUGUUAUGUUAUGUUGAGAGCAAGUUUUGUACAGUUACAGUGAUUGCUGUUCCACAGUAUUUUGCCUAACCUUCCAACCUUCCGUUUUCCUGGCUUUUUUGUGCAUUGCAUUAUGGUAACUGGAUGUAUGAUUUGCAAGAAUUGCAAAAGUCCCUCUGUUUGCUUGUAGUAGUCCCCAGUCAAAAAGCCCUGUAAUGAAUGGCAUACUCACCCAUCCACCUCCCCCAAAAAGAGAUACUAUUUUCUUCUAUGAGGUUUUAUUUGCUUUCCAUAUAUGAAAUGAGUUUUGUCUGCUCUCUGCCAGCCAAAAGGUUUGCUUCAUUGGGCACUGGAAUAAUAGUAGAUCCAACAGCAUGCUACUAUUAGUUACAGCAGGAUAACAAAAACUGCAUUAAAUAAUGUUACUUAUUAGAAGGAAAGUAAUACUGUGAUUUUAAACUGAAUAUAUUACUAAGCAGAAGUCAGCUUGUACUCACUAGAAGCUGUCAUUUCAUUUUUUUCAGAUAUUAAUUGUUCUAGUUAUCCCUUACAAGACGGGUUCAGUGUAGCUGAGGCUGCAAACCCAGAACUUUACAAAAGAACAAGAUUUCUAUUAGUUUAAGUUAAUAGGGAAACUAUUAUAGCAGGUAUCUGUAACCAACCAAGGAAGAGAACUAGUUGGAACUAGUUGGAAAAAAAUGCCACUAAUAAAGGUGCAAUCAUAUUUUACCUGUAUUUUUAAUGUUGAUUUUUAAUAGACAAUUUAUUCUUUUGUUUGCAAAAGGAUGCAAUCAGAAAAAAAGCCAACCUAUAGGAAUAAAUGUUUUGUAACUUGGUAGUGUGGCUAUUAGAAUGAGUUUCAUCCUUGUACAUAGCAGCAACUGGCAGGGUGGAAUUAGUUAGCUGAAUCAUUAAAAAAGAAUAGAUGGUGGGAAAGACAUAACCUAAAACUUAUUGACUUUGCAUCCGGUGGCCUGUUUCAGUUUGUUUAUAUAUUUAUUUAAAUUUUCUAUCAAAGGCCUAUUUCUGUAGACAAGCACGCUGCAUUGAUCAGGCCCAUAAUGUGCAUGGGGACUUGUUAUGAAUGUGCAUGUGACCAGUGACUGCAUUAGAAUCUGUGACUGGGAAAUAGACAAAUGUGGUAUCAAUACUGGGAUUGUUGCUCCUUUUCAAACCAAAAAAAAAAAAAGCAAAUGGCCUCUUUUGCACUGAAUUCUGCUCAAUUUAGUGAGGUGACUGCCUCUUACUUGAUUUUGCUUAAGUUCAGGGGGCACAAUGCAGCCUCAGGACUGAUGUUAAAAGCAAAUGUUCUGUGUGGCCUCCUGAGAGGAUGAUAUGAACACAUCUGUUCUGUAAGUAGUACUGAUUCUAAAUAAGAACCAUCUUAGUACAGCAGAAACAUCAGCCAAACUGUAUCUACGCCUUGGGCCAUGCUCUGAUCCUCAUUGCUCUGAGGUAAACAAGUAAAAAAAAGAUUGUGUUGGACCUGAAAUCCCAGUUCAGCAAAGCACUUAAGCACAUGCUUAAACCCAUCCCCAAUUGGAAAAGCACUUAGCACCAUGCUUGAGUCCCAAUGACGUUACUAGAACACAAAAAAAGUUAAGUACAUGCUUAAAUGUUUUGUGGAGCUGCACUGAACUGCCGAUUCAGGACCUAAGAUUGGGAUUUGACUUACUGCAGUAAACAAAGCUGCUUAGUAGUUUGGAUAAAAACACUGCGCUAUAGCACUGUAUGUUCAAAACAGAGUGUGUAAACACAAUUUUAUUUUGAGGUGAGUAGGGUUAACCAUCCAAUCAAAGCAGUCAGGGAGUAGCAAUAGGGUUGCAAGAUGGAAUCCUUGUGGUGGUGUACAAGAAUGAGCAGGUGUUUUCAGUGAAACAGCUCGGGCAGUGGGCUUGCGUGUGUUUUGUGUACAGCCACGUAAUUGAAACACAUGCAAGAGACUGCAGAGUUCUUAAUUACUGUAUUACCACGAUGCAGAUACCCUCUGUUUUCCCUCUUGUUUGCAUGCAUAUAGUAUAUCUUCAUCCUGCUUCACAGUGUCUUUUUAUUCCCUCUGUACACAACCCAGGGCCCUGUGUAAAUCCUGGAUGCCAAGUACUCAUUUUGCACGCUAUUUAUUAUUACUGCUUGCAGUACAGUAGUACAGGUAGCCUCACCAGAGAUCCCAUUGUGCUAACCACAUGGAAGAAGGCCUAUUGGGUGGAGGUUUCAAAAGUGCCUGGGACAUGGGCUCUUAAAUUAAAAGCCUGCUCCAAAACCCACUGAGGUCAGUGGAAAGUUUUCCAUUGAUUUCAGUGGGGUUUGGAUCAGGACCUAAGACCUGUUGCUUAAUGACUAGGUUAGAGAUAAAAGGAUGGGAGUAGAAUCAGGUAAAUCACUGUCAAAGCUUGGAAGAAAAUCACGUCUUUA
Alligator sinensis (Chinese alligator) is the source of this 4694-nucleotide messenger RNA. RefSeq names its product neuregulin 1 (gene NRG1). The record is from RefSeq and is a predicted model, not a curated record. Bases 130 to 2070 code for a protein of 646 amino acids. NCBI's taxonomy places the organism in Eukaryota, Metazoa, Chordata, Crocodylia, Alligatoridae. The transcript has 14 exons. Gene Ontology annotation, molecular function: chemorepellent activity; protein tyrosine kinase activator activity. Gene Ontology annotation, biological process: activation of transmembrane receptor protein tyrosine kinase activity; intracellular signal transduction; cell differentiation.